Molecule: messenger RNA, 1881 nt
Organism: Lindgomyces ingoldianus
Lineage: Eukaryota; Fungi; Ascomycota; Dothideomycetes; Pleosporales; Lindgomycetaceae
Product: DUF1446-domain-containing protein
Exons: 2
Coding region: 1-1881 (626 amino acids)
Source: RefSeq, a predicted model, not a curated record
AUGACGACUAACUUGCAUGGGAAUGAGUCCUCCAAAAGAGUCAUGCGAAUUGCAGGAAUAUCUGGUGGUGUCUUCGAUCGUUUUAGAGCCAUGGGAGAUCUUGCUAAGGAUCCUAGUAUCGAUGUACUCUUUGGCGACUGGAUAUCAGAGAUCAGUAUGACAUUCCGUGGUAACGAACGUGCAUCUCGAGAACCAGAAGCUGAGCGGCUAGCUUUUGAGAUGAGCUUCGUUGCAGCCCUCAAACCCGCAAUUAAAUACAUUGCACAAAAUAAACAGAAAGUUGCGGUGAACGCGGGAUCAUGUGAUCCAGAAGCAAUGGCGAAUAUUGUUCAGCAGCUGGUCAAAGACUAUGGAACAGACUUGAAAGUCUCGUGGGUAACUGGGGAUGAUGUGACAGAGCAAUUUAAAGAGAUGCUGAAGGAUGGAGAGAGGUUUCUUUCUCUACCUUCAGACACUCCGAUCGACCAGUGGGGUGCAGAGCCGGUUUGCGCCCAAGCAUACUUAGGGGGUGUUGGUAUUGCCGAAGCUCUUCGUCGCGGAGCGGACAUUGUCAUAUGUGGGCGUGUAGCAGAUGCUGCGCCGGUAGUUGGAGCUGCAAUGUGGUUCCAUAAUUGGGAUCGAGAAGACUUCACACAGCUCUCAUAUGCCCUCGUCGCAGGCCAUCUCCUUGAGUGCAGCUCGUACAUCACAGGUGGUUACUACACUGGUUUCAAGAAGGAACUUUUAUAUGCGAAAAACUGUACGAACUGCGGAUUUCCGAUCGGAGAGAUUGAGGCUGACGGGCAAUUCGUGAUCACGAAAGAGGAGAAUGCGGGUGGAAUAGUGAACGUGCAAACCGUUACUGCCCAGUUACUAUACGAGAUCCAAGGCCCUCUAUACUACAACUCAGAUGUUACAGCGCGGUUUGAUAGGAUCAAGUUGGUUCAAGAGGCUCCGAAUCGAGUUCGGGUUACAGGUGUGACCGGCUCUCCGCCUCCCCCAACAACAAAGAUCGGCAUCACUGCGAAAGGAGGCUGGCAAGCCGAAGUCCACUUCUUCCUGACAGGGCUCGAUAUCGAAGAGAAAGCCGAGCUCAUAGAACGACAGACCCUCGAGUCAAUGGGCGACUACCGGAAAGAGUUCCAAACGCUGGUCUUUAAUAUCACUGGCUCCAUUCCUGUAAAUCCCAAGAAUCAAGCUAGUGCCACAGUUGACCUUCGAAUCUUCGCUCAAAGCAAGAACCCGGAUUUAAUGUCAGCUGGAGCACACAAAGGUGUGGCUCCCGACACACCCUCGUUUGGGAAGUGGUGUAUAGAGAAUUGCCUUCAAGGAUAUCCGGGUGGCACUCCCGCAAUGGAUCUUCGGCAAAGCAUUGGGAAGCCGUUCUUUGAGUAUUGGGUCGCACUUUUCCCACAGAAUAAGAUCAAUCACGAACUUCAUACCUUCGAUGGGAAAACCAUUUCGAUUCCCGCUCCGACAAACACGAAUGUAUACCCACGGCAGCAAGACUCCUACGACACUCCCUCUCCAUUACCGCUAGAUUCAUGGGGUGAAACUGUGCUCGCCCCCCUUGGACACAUCGUCCAUGGGCGAUCUGGUGACAAAUCGUCAGACUGCAACCUCGGCUUGUUUGUACGGCAUGCCGAUGAAUGGGACUGGCUCCGGUCGCUUCUUUCUAUUGGCAAGUUACGCGAACUUCUCGAAGAUGAGGAUAAAGGCAAGAAUAUUGAUCGAUUCGAAAUACCAGCUUUAUACGCGGUCCACUUUCUGUUGCGGGACCAUUUAGACCGAGGGGCGAAUUCGAGUAGCUCCUAUGAUAUCUUGGGGAAGAAUGUUUGCGAGUACGUUCGUUGUAAAUUGGUUGAUAUACCAAAGGUGUUUUAUGACCGUGGCACCAUCUAG